UCGAAAGUCUGGACCCUAGAGCUCAGGUCUAGGACCACCCCCCCUUUAUGAAACAAGCCGCGUAACAGCUGCUUGGGGUCUCUUCGGGCUAAUCCAACAAGCGCAGAGCGGAGCCCUGGGCUACGGUCUGCAGAUCCACCCAGGCGCCCCAGCUUUACCUUUGAAACAACACCAGAAUCCUGUCACUUCUCACCACCUCCACUGCUGCUGUGUUUCUUCUGCUUUCAGUCAGUAAGGGACAGCCAGGUUCUUAGCUCACAGAAGAGACUCAAGCUUUGAUUCCCGAGAGAUCUGUGCCCCGGGGGACCCUCUUGUAUGGAACUGCAGCAGUCUUGCUGUGACUCUGAUCACAGGAUUUGUACUAGGAAUAGGAUCAUUCGAGAAUACAGGAGCAUGAAGCGUUCAAAAUGGUUGGGUGGCAGUUUCAACUUCCAGUUUGGUGGGAAAACUGUGUCACUUGGUGGAGGCAUUCGUCCCUCAGACACUACAGGCUUUUAACACACCUCUCCUCCGUAUAGUCAUGAGGCCAAGAAGCAAAGAAUGUUUGAGUGUGUAAAACGGUUUCAUUGUGAGAGAGCCACUCCUACAUCCAGCCCCUUGGUCCUCGAACUGCUCUCUGGCUAAAGGAGAAACAGUACGUACCCUGGUUCAGAGCAUUACUGUAUCCUGUGGAUGGCUCUCUAGUUCAUGAAGUGUCUACAGCUGGGACCUUACGUGGACCUUCAGGAGGCCUUUCCAUCAUGGUAGAAUGCUGACUAAUGGAGCACGUGAAUUUCUGCGAAGCGCCGGCAAGUAAAAUGUGUGCGGACUGAUAGGUCAGAGCUCUCAUUCUCCGGGCGACUUUAAUAUGCACGUCGUGUUUUCAGCUCUCCGGACAAAGACGCCGACACUUCGCAGGUCCCUCGAGUGGGACUCAGAAGACCGAACAGAGCUCCAGCCUUCUGCUAGUGUCCGUUCUUGCCCCUUUUGGCAUCUCGGGACUUGUAGUUUUGUCCACUAUAUCUUUGCUGGAGAAACGAACGCUGAGACCACAACUCCCGUCACCGCGCGAGGACUGGCGCCAUCAGAGCGCAGCCUCAGGAGGGGGCUCGGGCGCCAUUGACUAACCCGCUGGUCGAAGGGUCCGCCUUCCUGAGCCUAGGAGCCCUGUGAUUGGUCAGCUGCCUCGCUUCUCACGGAGGGGGCGACAGGUGAAUGAAAGAGGGGCGUGUCGCUGUGCGGUAGCUCGGCCGCAAGGCUGGAUCCCGCUGAAAGAGAUUCAGGCUACUCCAGAGCAGCAGCAGCUGGUGGAGACAUGGAGAUGCAGUCCUAUCAUGCCAAGCUCUUGGGGGAGUUGAAUGAACAGCGAAAGAGGGACUUUUUCUGUGACUGCAGCAUCAUCGUGGAAGGGCGGAUCUUCAAGGCCCACAGGAACAUUUUGUUUGCCAACAGCGGCUACUUCCGAGCCCUGCUCAUUCACUACAUCCAGGACAGCGGGCGGCACAGCACCGCCUCCCUGGACAUAGUCACCUCCGAUGCCUUCUCCACCAUCUUAGACUUCCUGUACUCUGGGAAGCUGGAUUUGUGCGGGGACAACGUGAUUGAAGUCAUGUCGGCGGCCAGCUACCUGCAGAUGAACGACGUGGUGAACUUCUGCAAGGCCUACAUCAGGUCGUCCCUUGAUAUCUGCCGGAAGAUGGAGAAGGAGGCUGCCGUGGCUGCAGCGGUGGCGGCGGCGGCCGCGGCGGCGGUGGCGGCUCAUCAGGUGGACGGCGGAAGCCCCAGUUCAGGCAGGGAAGGGACCUCCUGUGACACCAAGAGCGUGGUCCCCUCUCCGGCCGAGGGAGAGGAGAGGGUGGACUGUCCAAGAGAGCCCCCUCGCAGUGACUGCAGAGGCUGCCACCCCCUGGAACUGGCGGCGAAGGACGGCCAGGGCAGUGGCCCCGCUGACAGUGACCUCUCUAUUCUGCCCAAACAGAUAGAGCCCAAGGUGGAGUUUGAUGCCGACGAGGUGGAGGUGGAGUUGGGCGAACAGCUGCAGCCGUAUGCCACCCCACUCAGCCUGGCCCACAUGGACGAGGGUUUGCCCGGUGGCCAGGCCAUCGACUUGGCUUACGGUAACUACCACGUGAAGCAGUUCCUGGAGGCACUCCUGCGCAACGGUGCCGUCCAGGGCAAAGGUGACGUGGACCAUCACUUCUCUCGAAGUUUGGAGGGAAGACCAGAGGGUGCGGGAGGAGCCAUGAGUGCCGUGAUGGAUGUCCAGACUGACUGGUAUGGAGAGGACUCAGGUGAUGUGCUGGUGGUCCCCAUCAAGCUCCACAAGUGUCCUUUCUGCCCUUACACUGCCAAACAGAAGGGCAUCCUUAAGCGGCACAUCCGCUCACACACAGGCGAGCGGCCCUACCCCUGCGAGACGUGCGGCAAGCGGUUCACUCGACAGGAGCACCUGCGGAGUCAUGCCCUAAGCGUCCAUAGAUCCAACCGUCCAAUCAUCUGCAAGGGCUGCAGAAGAACCUUCACGAGUCACCUGUCCCAGGGACUGCGGCGCUUCGGGCUGUGUGACAGCUGCACCUGUGUUACAGACACACACGAUGAUGAAGACGAUUUGAUGCCCAUCAAUCUUAGCCUGGUGGAGGCCUCGUCCGAAAGCCAAGAAAAGAGUGACACAGACAAUGACUGGCCAAUCUAUGUGGAGUCUGGUGAGGAAAAUGACCCCGCUGGAGAUGAUUCUGAUGGCAGACAGCAGAUUCGGCCCAACUUGUCAGAUCAAGAGACACUUACGUAGCGGGAAAUUCUGGGGGUGGGUAGGGGGAGAGGUUUUAGAAUUUGUUGUUGCUCAUUCUAUGUUCGAAAGCCACCAUCUGUCCAAUUUUAUGGAAACCCGAGAGGAACAUGUUUUCACUGUUACUAUCGUUACAUUUUUGUUACAUUACACGGUGAAGGUUGGAUUUUGUGACUCAAAGGACUGAUGACUUCUUAGUGGAAUGCCCUUGCUUUCUGAGGGCUUUGUUGAGUUAAUUCUGAGUGAAUUAAUGCUUGCCCCAAGGCUUCCCAUUUUUCCUGUUGUGCACCCAAACUCUGGUUAGGAGAAAGACAAGAAAGUCCCCAUGCUUGAGACGUUUAAUUGUCUCAUUCCUCUAGAUUCCUUUUUUUUUGUCAGCUUUUUUCUCUGGAAAUGUAGGCAAAAAUAUUUUGACAUCAGUCUUACCUUUGCCAAGCUUCUCCUGAUGGAUUCCAUAUUUUAAUUUUCUGGUGAAGUAUUUUUUUUUUAACAUUUAUUUAUUUUUGAGAGACAGAAGGACAGAGCACGAGUGGGGGAGGGGCAGAGAAAGAGGUAGACACAGAAUCCGAAGCAGGCUCCAGGCUCCGAGCUGUCAGCACAGAGCCCCACAUGGGGCUUGAACCCAUGAACCGAAGUUAGGCGCUUAAACAACUGAGCCACCCAGGAGCCCCUCUGGUGAAGUCUUAAAGACAAAGCUUCACUGAUAUAAGGCAGGCAGGGCUGUUUGGCUCCAUGAGUGUAAAGAUACUUCUAAGACUUCAGUUUUAAUGGCUGGGAGUAUUUAUGUGCACGCAAGCAUGGCAAUGAACUGAGAGACUCCUGGGCCCUCUGACUUGCCCAGCUAAGUUCAACCUUAAGUUAGUCCUGAGAAAGGAGACUGUGAGCCCAAGUCUGGGUGGUUUCCCUGUUUAGUUUGGGAUCUGACCGGUCUGCACACACAGAUGACCUGUUUUGUGAUCAUAAAACAAGUCAUUUGGAUGAAACUCAAACCCCUUCCCUGUGUUUUCCUGCCAUUUUCAAGAGCCGCUGCUGUGUAAUGUGGAAAUGUAGCCCCUGCUGACGGCCUUCUACUUCGAUUAUGAAUAGAACUUUAAUUGGAGGGAAAGUGUGAGCCUGUAUAAACAAGUUAUAUUUCUAAAUCGUUUGCCUUUUAAAGUUUAUUUAUUUAUUUUGAGAGAGAGAGAGUGAGUAGAGGGAAGGGGCAGAGAAAGAGGGGAGAAAGGAUCCCAAGCAGGCUCCGGGAUAUUAGCCCAGAGCCUGAUGCAGGGCUCGAUCUCACAAACCAUGGGGUCAUUACCUGCGCUGAGAUCAAGAGUCAGACACAUCUUUUACCUUUUAAAAGAUCCUCUGGAGGCAAAGAGAAGAUUGGUAGAAGAACAGGUUUUUAAAAUCUUUGCAGCCAACACAGUUAUUCUAACAGAAGAGGCUAUACUUCUUUAAAAGGCUGAAGAGCAGGAAAUAUUAGGGAUUAAGGGAUAUUCAAGGCACUUUCAUAAUUUUGUCUCAUAUUAAAGACAUAAGACAAAAAGAUAAAGACCUAAAGAUAGAUUUUUAAAAAUUAUUUAUGUAUUUAUUUUAAUUAGACUCCACACCCCACGUGGGGCUUGAACUCAUGACCCUGAGAGCCAGCCAGACACCCUCCAAAAUGGAUUUUUAAAAGAAAUCCCUUUUCUUCCUUUAAUUUUAGUCUACUUGUGUUUCCAAAGGUAGUGAAAUCACCUUUCUGCCUCUUGAGCAAAAAUAAUAAUAAUAAUAAAAAAAAAACAUAAAUUGGCUUGUGAAUGUUAGUCAUUGAACAGUUCAAAAUGUGCUUAAAUCAUCUUCUCAAUAGAGGUUAGAACUCCAGAAUGGUAUUACUCGAACUAUGGCCCCCAGACAGCUGGUCUGUGAAUUCUUUGAUACCAAUCUACACAGCAGGACCAUGUGUUGGCCUGUAGUAGGUUGGAAACCUCAAAACUGGUCUUUUACCACAGAUAGCUUGCAAAUUAUUGUUCUAGAUCAAGAGUUGAAGACUAGAAAUUAUCAAGGACCAGAAACACUUUUCUUACCUGAAAUGGAAAUAUUAGCUGUUGUUUAAAAGGAGGGAUCUUCGCAAAUGGGAAACCUAAUCAAUUGUGUAGAAGGUGUACUUUGCAAGGAGUUAGGUUUGAUAUUUUUGCUCUGUUUAAGUUAUUUCUGAUGGGUUUUUUUUUUUAAAGAUUUUAUUUAUAAGUAAUCUCCAUACCCAACAUGGGGCUCAAACUCACAACUCUGAGAUCGAGAGUUGCAUGUCUCACCAACUGAGCCAGCCAGGCACACCUAAAUUAUCUCUGGUGUUUUAAUGUGACUUUUCUACCUCCCAGUUCAACUUCUGUGCCCACUUUCUUUGGUAGAGCAACCUCUUCAGUGACUCCAUGACUUAAUCAUAUGGCUGGGUCCAAAGUAAACACAUUUACAUUAGCAAUUUCACUUUAGGACAGUGACUUUCAACUGUGGGUGAUUUUGUCCCCCAGAGGACAUUUGGCAAUGUCUGGAGGCAUCCUCAACUGUUACAACUCAGGGCAGGGUACUGCCGGCAGCCGGAUGAGGUUGGUGUUCAACAUCCUACAACGCAUAGGAUGGCCCCUUAUAACAAAGGAUUUUCUACUCCAAAAUGUCAGGAGUACCAAGGCUGAGGAACCUUACCAUCAGAUAAAGUUGGAUUUUUAAAAUGA
This is a messenger RNA of Felis catus (domestic cat), 5457 nucleotides long. It is a transcript of the gene ZBTB8B, whose product is annotated as zinc finger and BTB domain containing 8B. Gene Ontology annotation, biological process: regulation of transcription by RNA polymerase II. The transcript has 8 exons. The record is from RefSeq and is a predicted model, not a curated record. Bases 1295 to 2767 code for a protein of 490 amino acids. Gene Ontology annotation, molecular function: DNA-binding transcription factor activity, RNA polymerase II-specific; RNA polymerase II cis-regulatory region sequence-specific DNA binding; protein binding. NCBI's taxonomy places the organism in Eukaryota, Metazoa, Chordata, Mammalia, Carnivora, Felidae.